Messenger RNA from Kockovaella imperatae, 2745 nucleotides. RefSeq lists its product as hypothetical. Gene Ontology annotation, cellular component: nucleus. NCBI's taxonomy places the organism in Eukaryota, Fungi, Basidiomycota, Tremellomycetes, Tremellales, Cuniculitremaceae. Gene Ontology annotation, biological process: regulation of DNA-templated transcription. Gene Ontology annotation, molecular function: zinc ion binding; DNA-binding transcription factor activity, RNA polymerase II-specific. The record is from RefSeq and is a predicted model, not a curated record. The transcript has 11 exons. Bases 221 to 2689 code for a protein of 822 amino acids.
UUUCACAAUGGAUGCCGCUUCUCACACUGAGUACAGUACCAUCCUUUCUUUUGGUGACCCUCCUCCUCUCGACUGAUUGCUCAUGCUAGUGUGCACUGGUCAUAUCGGGCACAAGGAGAGAUUGAACAAUUGUGCCCCCCUCUGUUCAAUCAAAUCCUCGCCGCCCCGUCUGAUUCCGUGAGACAACUGAUGAUCUAAUUCCAGUCUCCGUCUCCUCAACAUGAACUAUCAAUCUUUCCUUGCGACUUCAUCGCCUUUCGAUGAAUUUCGGAUCAAUCGGCCGUCAGCCGUCAGAUCCUCGCCGGAAUUCCAUGAAAGUGCUAACGCAUGGUCUUUGCCCACUCACAAUCCGAGCUUUCAUCAAAAUUCAAGUCAGGAAGGAGACGGAACUCAGGACACUCCCGGCCAGAAACGCAAGGCUGCUACUGGGACCAAGAGAGGUUACAGAGCAUGUGUUCAUUGCCGCAUGAGAAAAGCCAAAUGCGACCUCGGCGAUACGGAUGCUCCUUCGAAACCUCCGUGCUCAAGAUGCAAGCGUGAAAUGAGAAACUGCGUCUUCCUCCCGACCAAGCGUCGGAAACAUCGAAGCGGGUCAGAAGACGACUAUGUCCAGAUCUAUCCUGCUCACAGCGAAACUGCUUUCCGAGCACCCAUAUCUGACAACGAGAGAAUCGACAGCACAUCGCCUGGGUCUUUCAAUCAUGUCAACAUUUCCGUCACACACGCAUCAGCGUUCGAAUAUGAGGACCGAGCGAAAUCUGUCCCUCCACAUUCUAGGAUGUUCCCGGUCAUGGCGUACCAUGACAUGUUCGGGGCAUGCGGUGCAGACUGCAAGAGUCCAAUUCACCGUCAGCUCAACCAUUUCCCCAAGGACAACAACAACGUGUAUGCUCAACAGCAAGAACAAGGGGCCAUCCCUAUCCCUCUGUCCACCCUUUCGCCGGCUCUGGUUUGUCAAGAAAAGGUUCAGAAUCAAGCUGAUCGCAUCCUCGCUUCGGACCUCGCCAAUGAGACAGAUGCUCUCGAAUUGCUAGUUACGGCUGUAUCGAAAGAUUCGAAGAAUGGUAGUGAAGAAGGUCGAUCUGGUCGAUCAGUCUCCUUAGAUGACUACAUAUUGGUGAAGCAAGGCCUGCUAUCAUCGGAUGAACUCGUCCAGCUCGUACAGACCUACUUUCAACAGUACCAUUGGUGUUUACCCAUCGUUCAGACCCGUCGCAUACCAAAGUCUGACGCCGACAUCGCUCAGUUGUCAGCUGAAGAACCAUUCCUUGUCUCUGCGCUUGUCCUGGUAGCUUCACGACAUCAUCCACAGCUCCGCACAAUUCAUGACAAAGUGUGGCCCGUCGCGCGACAGAGUCUCGCGGACUAUACGCUCUACGGGCUAUCUGCCUCAAUCGGACUGGUGGAAGGCAUAUUGAUUUUGGCUGAGUUCCUACCCCGACAGACUGCUCCCAGCGAACAAAGCGCUUUGAUCCUUGGGAAGGCCGCGAAAAGUCCCAGUCUGCUUGAUGGAGAUGAAAGCCGACGCUUCUGGGCUCUGGUUGGUCUCGCCCUCCGGGCUGCGUAUGCUUUAGGAUUGGAUACGAUCGCGAUGGACAUCCCUAAGGAUCGCUCCGCGUGGAAGGAACGGGCUCGCGGAGUUUGGACAUGGUGCUAUCUCUUUGAUAGGACGAUAGAUGACCUUCGUACUGGCCUGGCAUUCUGGGCCCGGGCUCCUCAAAUCUCCUUCAUCGGGUUUUCUCACAGCUCACAGACUGGCGAGACUGCCGCUCGAUUCAACUUCCCAACGAUGACCAGCGUAGACGGUACCAAUGACGAUGCUUGCUUCGUGCAGAGUCACAUGGAGUUGACGGAAAUCAUGACGGCCGCGCAUGAUAUGCUGUAUCCGACAAAAGGGAGAACAUCAAGGCUUAUGAGGCAAGGCACAUAUAUCAAGUUUGUAGAUCAGUUCAUCCACUCUCUGGAUCUAUUCAGGAAAACGUGGAGUCAAGUCAAGUUCAAGGAUCCCCGGCUACAGGCUAUGAGAGGGUGCUUAUAUCAUUUUGCCCGACUCUACGUGACGAGCUUUUGCUUUCAAGCUCACUGCCAACGAGCACAUAAUCGCGCUGCUGUGGAGAAACCAGGCAUUCUGCAGCUCUUCCCCACUGGCGCCGCGGCUUCACCAGACGCAGUACAUAUCUUUGAGUCGAUCGAAGCUGCGGAUAAAAUCUUGAAGAUUUGUCUCGAACUAGGUAAUCUUGGAGUCUUGCAGUAUCUCCCCAAUCGAUUCCUCAUCAAUUUCGUCUAUGCUGGCGUCUUUGCACUCAAAGCUGCACACAGUGGAGCCAUGGACCCCAAAGGGUUGGCAGAGACCAGGCGGACUAUAGAGAGAAUGUGCUCAGCACUUUUUACUUGUUGCCCUACAGGUGACCACCCUGCCACACGAUACGGCAACAAGCUACGAAUAUUGGCGAAACAAUUCGACGAGCCAGAGAGCCCGAUAGAAACACCUCAAGAGUCCUCCGCCAACCCGAUGGUCACCCUGAUGUCCACGAUUCCCCCUACCAAGGAGAUAAAGGCAGAGAACCCCGUUCCACCUGUGGCAGAUUCCUUAUUCGAUUUUGGGUCCGAUGGGACCAGCUUCAACUUCGAGGCCUUCUUCGACGACUACACGUUGCUAGGCGAAAAUAGUGGUUUCUCGUUCAUGUAAAGACCUUGAUCGGUACCAGGACUCGGCGUCUCAAGUUAUAUGUGCGAGAAUGCAUC